This is a messenger RNA of Malaya genurostris, 895 nucleotides long. Its product is annotated as thioredoxin, mitochondrial. NCBI's taxonomy places the organism in Eukaryota, Metazoa, Arthropoda, Insecta, Diptera, Culicidae. The transcript has 3 exons. The record is from RefSeq and is a predicted model, not a curated record. Gene Ontology annotation, cellular component: cytoplasm. Bases 170 to 574 code for a protein of 134 amino acids. Gene Ontology annotation, molecular function: oxidoreductase activity, acting on a sulfur group of donors, disulfide as acceptor.
CGUCAAACAUACUGAGUUUAGAAGUGACAUAUGGUGACGUCACCUCAAAACAAAGUGUAGAUUCAUAAAUAUUGUCACGCCAACGUACAGUGCGCGAGUAUUAAGACAUUGCGGAUUUUUUUUUCAUCUGUGGCACGCAGUGGAACUAUUGAACUUUGUAGAUAAUAGAAUGCUUCGUAUCCUCCGCAAUCCAGGACUGGGUCAGCGGUUCAUCAGGAAAACAUUUUCCUUCUCGGCAGUAGCUACCAAGCAGUUUGUAAUCAAUAAUCACUAUGAAUUCGACCAGAAGGUUAUCAACAGUGACAAUCCGGUGAUCGUUAAUUUUCACGCGGAAUGGUGCGAUCCCUGUAAAAUACUCACGCCCAAAAUGGCGGAAAUGUUGGAACCCUCGGAGGACAUCGAUUUGGCGAUCGUGAACGUGGACGACAACGCCGAGCUGGUGCAAACGUUCGAGGUGAAAGCUGUACCUGCCGUGCUGGCCUUCCGAAACGGUGUUGUGGUGGACAAAUUUAUCGGUUUGGUCGACGCGGACAUGAUCGAGAGCCUGAUCGGGAAACUGGCGAGGAAAAAGUAAUCCCUAGUCACUCCGCCGACUUAGUGCUUAGUGUAAAACGGUGAUCGGUAGCCGAGCUGUGAUUGAACAUUGACCACUAAAAGAAAAUAGGCAUACUGUGUGAUGUGACUUAUAAUAACAAUUGAACUAAGGGUACAUUGAUUGAUACCUUUGAUGCCAAUAAAUCCUAGAAUAAUACAGAAGCUAAGUUUGCAAUCGUGAAUGUCCACAAGUGGAUAGAGAAAUACAGUCCGCAAUGUUCACAUUCACUAGGGAUGUUAUAUUUAACUGUGCAUGCGUAUUGAAACUGAAUAGAAAUAAAAAUCAAUCGAACAAAAAAAA